AUGCGGACGAAAAAAGUCGCCAUCAUCGGCGCCGGUCCAGCAGGCCUCGUCACAGCCAAAACUCUCUUACGUAACUCAUCCGCACAAAUAUACGAGCCCAUAAUCUUUGAUGCGCGAGAUAAUGUCGGCGGACUCUGGGCACGUGCAGUCUCCUCCUCCUCCUCCUCCUCCUCCUCCUCCUCCUCCUCCUCAUCCUCCUCGUCCUCGUCGUCGUCGCUCGAUUCCGAGACCGGUGAUGAUCGCGAUCACAAUGUAGACUCAGACGCAGAUGCAGAUGCAGAGCCCCGCGUGACGCUCAAUCCCAGCAUGAGGACUAAUUUAAGUCGGUUCAGCGUCGCAUUCUCGGAUUUGUCGUGGGAGACUGCGCUGGGCUGUGCAGAUCCGCCUAUGUUUCCGCAGGCGAGACAGGUUGGUCGGUAUCUGGAAGCGUAUGCUGAGCGGUAUAUUCCGGGGGGAUGUCUGAGAUUGGGAUCGCGGGUGGUUCAGACGGAGCGGGUGCAGGGAAGGGAUGGAGCUUGUUCUUGGAAGGUUUACUGGGUGGAGGAUCUGUGCAGUUCGGGUGUUUUGAAGCUUACACGAUCAAGGAAGCAAGAUACGACUCAACAGAGCUGUUCUGUCAGUCACGACGUCAAAGUAGAGACCUUUGACUUGCUUGUCAUUGCAUCUGGAUACUUUGCUCGUCCGUGGAUCCCAGACCUACCCGGCAUGUCACAAUUUACUGGAAAAGUCAUUCACAGCUCAGCCUUGGGAAAACAGUCGGAAUCUGCUGCGGUAGGCCAGUCACACACUCUCGUGGUCGGUGGCAGCAUGUCUGGCGUCGAGGCAGCAUCUACCCUCGCUCUUCGACAAUCCUCACUCUCUUCCUCCAUAGCUCCCUCGCCACCAGGCAAGUCUCAACACCAGAAGACGACAAUUACUCAUGUGCACUCACGUCCAUUCUGGUGUCUACCCUUGUACCUCCCGGAAGACCGUCCAUCUGGUACUUCCUCCUUUCUUCCCCUGGACUUGGCCAUGUAUGAUCUAAGUCGUCGACCGCCGGGUCCGGUCGAAUACGCAAUUGGAUCUCUGUCCGAAGAGAAGAUGGCCCAAACAAAAGCAUACUUUGAUGCACUUCUCGGAUCCGAUUAUGAGCGCUAUGGGCAUUCUCAUCCCCAGCAGGAGGAUGCUGAUGAGUCUUCAAGCCAGAAAAACAGAUCCCAACCAGAAUGGGUAGCAAUAAGCAAUGACUAUGCCGAGUUUGUGCGGUCUGGAAAUAUCGAGCCCAUCACCGGCCGUGUGCUAUCUAUCGAGCCAACGGACUCCGCUACGGACAAGGCCUCGGUCACCGUCCAGACCGUCCACGGAAGCCGAACACUUGAAAAUGUGACCACGAUCAUUAUGGCGACGGGGUUCUCACCGUUUGACUCUCUAUCCUUCUUACCCGAAGAAGUGCUGGCAGGACUCGAAAUUGACCACCGAGAUCCAUGCAUCCCCGUGAUUCUAGACCAAGGAUCCACCAUACGGUCAGAGCUUCCCGAUCUGGGCUUCGUCGGCUUCUAUCGCGGUCCAUACUGGGGCGUCAUGGAGAUGCAAGCCCGCUACCUGGGUCGAGUUUGGGCAACGGGGGACAAGACACUCGGCGAAAUGGGAUCUCGAAUGCAGACUCUGGAUCAACGAAAGACCCUACGCUCACUUCGAAACCCCAACAAUAACGAGGUCCCCCGUGCCCAAUUUCCCAUGGGUGACUAUGUCGGGUUGAUGGAACACUUUGCGAGAGAAUUGGAGAUUGAACGUAAAUCCUUCUCGCCAAGUGACAAUGAUGGAUCUGGGCCGGUCGUGCCUGCUCGCUAUACGGUCGGGGAGCGAAACGAUGAAACGAAGCGAACAUUGGACGAUCUAUGUGCCAUUCUUGAACAUAACCAUCCAGCAACACAGGCAGCUACAUCCUUGGCUGUGUUCAGAGCAUUGCAAGGAGAGUGGGAGAUUGUGAGCUCUCCAGACGCAGGGCCCAUUGACUCAGAAGAAGAUACAACAGGACCAGAAGAACAAGCCCAAAAGACCGAAGAAGUAGGAAUCACUGACACGAUUGUGUUUGUGCCCCGAUAUCCAUCAGACCCCUCGCACGACCGUGAAUACAUUCUCCAAAGACAACCUCCAAGACCACGCGACACUCUCCCCACAACCAUGCAAGAUCCAAGUCCAGAUCCCUUAAGCCACGGCACAAUCCUCCGUGUCUCCGAGUCCGGCGCAGCAUCACACGCGUCCCAAAUCGAAAUUCUUCACGAAAGUCGCUGUGGACCCUCCCAACUGAGCCAACACCAUACUUGGCGUCUAGAGCUGGCUCGGCGGUCCCUCGGGGAAAAAGAUGGCGAGUCCGUACUUCACGGCCAGACCGUCCCUCUCAGAGAAAACGACGAUCCUAUUGCCGUGAAAACACACUGCGAGUAUACUUUCUACUUUUGCGGAGUGUCGAUCGUGAAGUGGGAGGUUCGUCUUUGUCCCAUGGGGGACGAGCCCAGAAGGCGAAACUCCGGUGAACCUCAGUCUCUGGGUUACGAGGUUGUUUCUCAAAAUUUGGGUGAAUCAACACGCGUAAGGCUGGAAAGACGCAAAAAUUAA
Messenger RNA from Penicillium diatomitis, 2598 nucleotides. RefSeq lists its product as uncharacterized. Bases 1 to 2598 code for a protein of 865 amino acids. Gene Ontology annotation, molecular function: oxidoreductase activity. The record is from RefSeq and is a predicted model, not a curated record. Lineage: Eukaryota; Fungi; Ascomycota; Eurotiomycetes; Eurotiales; Aspergillaceae. The transcript is spliced from 3 exons.